Messenger RNA from Epinephelus fuscoguttatus (brown-marbled grouper), 3248 nucleotides. It is a transcript of the gene nrsn1, whose product is annotated as neurensin 1. Lineage: Eukaryota; Metazoa; Chordata; Actinopteri; Perciformes; Serranidae. The record is from RefSeq and is a predicted model, not a curated record. The coding region runs from base 124 to 720 and encodes 198 amino acids. Gene Ontology annotation, cellular component: neuron projection; transport vesicle; neuronal cell body. Gene Ontology annotation, biological process: nervous system development. The transcript has 6 exons.
AAGAGAGAGAGAGAGAGAGAGAGAGACAGAGGUGACUGUAGAGUGAUGGGACCCGGCUGAGGGAACAGCAGCGCGCGAUCACUCUCCGAGCUGGUAAUGACAGCAGGUAGACGGAUGUGAAGGAUGACUUCUUGCUCAGAGAUCUGUGGGUCGGAGUAUGGUGAGCAAGCUCAAGCCAGUGGGAACUGCCAGCAGUAUGGAGUCCGCUCCUACCUACACCAGUUUUAUGAGGAGUGCACAGCUUCUAUCUGGGAACGUGAUGAAGAUUUUCAGAUUCAGAGAUCGCCGAGCAGGUGGAGCUCUUUACUCUGGAAGGUCUGUCUUGCGUUCGGGACCUUGAUCUUGUUUGCGGGCCUCAUUGUUGUUUUGGUGGGUUACGCCACUCCAUCCAGGAUCGAAGCCUUUGGCGAGGAUGAUCUCCUUUUUGUUGACAGCCAUGCUGUCAGUUUCAACCGUGCGCUGGAUGUUUGUAAGCUGACUGGUGCUGUGUUGUUCUGCGUGGGAGGCACAUCCAUGGCCGUGGGUCUCCUGCUGUCUGCCUUUGCCAAAAGCUACUCCAAAGAAGAACUGUACCUGCAGCAGAAGUUUAAGGAGAGGUUGGCGGAUCUGCACGCAACAGUUGGUACCCCCAUAAUGAGAGCACCGACCCCCGGUGAGGGAAAGGUGCCAGUCACACUCUCCAAAGUCCAGAACAUCCAGCCAGUGAAGUCAGAGACCUGACAGAUGAUGAAGUCCAGAAGAAGGCAUACAGUGAAGAAGUGUGUGUGAUGAUUGAUUGAUUGAUUGAUUGACUGAUGUGCAGGCUGUGUGCGAGUACGAACGUGUGUGUGUGUGUGUGUGUGUGUGUGUGUGUGUGUGUGUGUGUGUGUGUCAAAUUUGCGUGUGCAUUUUCUUCGAAAGGUCAGCUUACAUGACUGAUAGUAUUGGUUCUUCAUCUUUAUUUGCCAUGUUUGACAUUAAAGCUUUGUUUUAAGGUUACACAGGUGCAAAGUUUAAGCCUUCUGCUUGAACAUCACUUGCAUGACGUUCAUACCAAUCUGACGAAGCACAUGCAGGUCUUGAGCCCUACCCAGAAAACAAACCACAGAAACAAAUCAAUAGAACGCAGCCACUGAACAACAACAGCACCGUUGCUUCCACUGAGUGUUUUUCUGUCGAGGGGAUUCACAUUUUGUAAAAGAGGAUGGUGUUACUGCUGGAGGGUGUAGAGCAGCAGAUGCAGUGUUGUUUGAAGUUAUUGGUGAUUGCCCCCCCAUUGCCUGAAAAUGAUCAAAAGAAGCACGGAACAUAACAACCAUUAUCUCUGCCUGGUGUCUAAAGGGACAUCAGUGGACGAGUGUUUCUAUGUGCAGAAUACUUUGUGUGUGCAGUGCGUAGUGCUACUUCAUUACAACACUCAGUGAGAGCUGGCAAUCGCAUACACACAAUGCAGUUACGUCUGCUGAAUACUUCUUUUAUGCUGCGUGCAACAACAAGCCGAGAGAAGUCUUGACGGAUACUUUGCUAGGCUUUCACACAUCAUCAGAACAGAUUAGAGAUAAACACAGAUUAGAACAGACCUUCAGGCUAGAUUUCACACUGACAUUUUCCUCUGUCUUAAUAGGCCCCUGACCUUGUCUCCUUCAAUGAAUCUUCAGACGGGAUCGAUAGCCGAGACCAGAUUGAUGAGAGGUACACUGAACCAGACAGGACAUGCAGAACAAAAUAGUCUGUCACUUAAAUUGGAAGCAGACCUGUCAUAGUGGUAUUAUUGUUGGCAUCUCUGACAACCGGAUCGCUUUCGAGCCUAACUACCACAGUUUCCACCAUCCUCCAUUGAUGUUACUGGGGGCAGAAACCGUAAAGAACUUACAUGUAUUCUAUUUGGUAACUGGGGAUAGCUGCCGAUAGCUACCAGGGACAACAAAAGUACUAUCCUCUUCCUGUUUUGAUUGGCUCACACACUUCCUGUGUGAUGUAAAUCAAGCCUUGGUUUUCCCGAGAGAUCGUACCCGAUGGCAGACAACAUUGCAUAGUGAAAGCGAGGCUUUUAGGAAACCAGUCUAAACGCAGAUGAUGUCAUUAUUCCAUAGCCAUUACAUUGUGCAAUCAGCAUUUCAUAAUGAUAAGUUGAAGCAAAAAACAAUUUCCACUACACUUUUUGCUCUUCCUUUCUUCAUCUCCUCCUCUCCCUGUGACAAACCCAAGCACAUAGACACACCACUAUCAAUCCAAGCAUGAACAUUUUGCAGCUAGCAGUCAUGAGCUGGUUAAAGAAAAAAGCGCUGCGUGCCGAAAUGAAGAUGGAGCAAUGCAGGUGCUGUGUGUCAAAGUGAAGCCGGAGCAAGGGCGCGUCAAGCGAGGCAAACAACGUGACAGAUUAUGUUACAUAACAGGGGGGGAUGAGGAGAGCGCAUUCAGCUCUCCAGUGAGAUCACAUCAGCUACAUCGUGUUUGACAGCGCUCAUUGUUUACAGUCCGCCUGGGUCCACGGAUGCUUUCAACACAAUAACUGCCUUCCUGUGCUCACACUCAAAACUUGAAGCUACAUUUGUAACUAAGGUGAACAGCAUACAAUAAGUAUGUAUCACCAAGCUUGUUUAUUUUAUUUCUGUAUUGAUUAUUUAGUUGGUUGCAUAUUCAGUUGCAUCCUACAUGAGAAACAGAAGUUAUGUCUUGGCACUCACAUGCGCUGUAACUGUAACUUACAAGCACAAUAAGCUGUUAAUGGUCAUGUUUUGCUGCUCUAUGAAGAACUGUCUAAAUGUAUUUUAAAUAUAUUUUUAAAUAUUGUGACCAUGCCACUUUAAAUGUCAGUUUGUUGUUUUGUUUGCUUGUUUAUCUUUUGAAGUCAUUGCACAUAGACAGAACAUAUACUGUAAAAAAUAUAGCAUUUUACUGUACUUAGUGAUAACAAUUAUUAUUAUUUUUUUUUUUUUAUUGUGGUAGUCGCAAUCCAAGUGCCAUCAAGCUACAUGCCUCCUGCUGUGCGUCAAUGCUGCAGGUCUUUCCAAACAAUUUAUCCUCGUCGAAUCCCUGCAAAGACAACGCCAGAUGCAUACUGUAAAAAAUAAUAUAUUCUUAUAUACUGUUUAUAUAAAAAUAUAUUAUAUGAGCUAUUGUUAUGCUGGCUACCUGUAUGUUCAUGUAAGUUGACCUUUUCAUAUUAUUCCAACAACCCCCCCUCUAUUCUGUGAUGUUACUUUAACACAUUUGGUCUCUGAUACAACACAAACAUGUAGCUGUAGCUAUGAAGAACAAUUUCAUUU